Messenger RNA from Pseudo-nitzschia multistriata, 1555 nucleotides. NCBI's taxonomy places the organism in Eukaryota, Bacillariophyta, Bacillariophyceae, Bacillariales, Bacillariaceae. The record is from the annotation of a GenBank genome assembly.
CGUUUGCACCACUUUUCCAUUUCGAAUAGCUUUCCUGUACUAUUUUUCAACGAAUAUGGCAUCUCGCGUGUUGGUUGUCGGGAGUGGUUGUAUAGGUACGAUCUCCGCUUACUUUUCUUGUAGCUCAACAAAAAAGGGAUGAGAGAGCCGGGUCGUCUCCCACACAUGGGCCUCGUUGUCUCUGGCAUUUUAAAGAGUUUGUACGUUGCCAUAUUGAACGACACCGGCUUUYWUUCAACAAAGUCUAACGAUCUGCUAUGUAUUAUUUAAUCUAUAUUUUAUUCAAUAUCCGACGACUUUCGCAGGCCUUCGGACAGCAUUGGAGUUGACAAGGAAGCGUGUUUCUGUCGUUUUACGAUCGCCAGUGCACCCACUGGACAAAUCAAACUGCUCUCAGGGUGCGGGUGGUCUAUGGAUGCCAAUCUAUUGCGAAGACCCUCGCGUCGAUCAAUGGGGGUUCGAAACCCUUGACGAAAUUUAUCCGCUGGCCGAAGAUGCUGAAAAUUCGCUCGUGGACCUCCGCCAUGUAUUGGCACUAAAAAAAAGGCACGAAGGACCGAGCACGGAGGACAUGGUGGCCGAUAAUUAUCACAAAGGAACAGGAGGGAGGUCUCUUCUGCCAUCGUGGUCCUCCGAUGCUCGUUUCAAGUUCCAAAACGUAACGCUAGAGCAGGUGCAGUGGCAAAACCAAAUCCACAAGCUCCGUUUGCCUUCCCUAGCCAAGGCGCAAGAAGCUGGUUACAACCACGCUUGGUUCUUCCAAACACCAGUUGUUGACUGCCCCAAAAUGAUGGAGCACUUUCUGGACGAACUUACAGGGAGUAACAUUUCAAAGAGUGCUGGCAAAGCAGAUAUAAAUGUCGAAACCGGAAUUUAUUACCAAUCCAAGGCGGAAUUAUUCGAAGAGGCAAAGAAUUUCGGCUGUGACGCAAUCGUAAAUUGCACCGGAAUGGGUGCAUCAGAACUCUGUAAAGACGUUGAAUUGGUUGGCGCAAGAGGAAUUUUGAUGAACUACGAUCGAGAAUCUUGCAAGCGUCUUGAGCACAAAGAUGAUGAUGGAACCAUAUCAGCUGGAGUGAAUGAUCAGCUACACGAUGCCUGUAUUUUUGCCGACGAGGCACCCUGGGGAACACCCGAAUAUCCUAGCUAUAUGAUUGUUCGGGGUGACGAUAUCGUGGUGGGUGGAACAUGCGUGAAAGGAGACACAGAAACAAAAAUACGACCACAAGAGCGAACGAGACUCUUCGAAACGGCGCGAUUGCUUGGUAUUGAUACGAAUGCUUGCCAGCCAAAAGAAGAGUGGGUAGGAUUUCGACCAUACCGACAAGAGAUUCGGUGUGAAAUUGAUGACGAAAAAUCCAUGAGUAAUGAUACAGAAAAUGAUGACAGAAUCCGAUUGGUUCAUUGUUAUGGAACGGGAGGUAGUGGCUGGACAAUCUAUACGGGCCUUGCCAAAGAAGCCGCAAGGCUGGCCAUGCAAUAAUAUCUAUGAAUAGGACUUCUUGAAAAUGGGACUGUAGUACUGCCCCUCACGGAAUCAAAGCUUUAGCUGACG